Molecule: messenger RNA, 919 nt
Organism: Lacerta agilis (Sand lizard)
Lineage: Eukaryota; Metazoa; Chordata; Lepidosauria; Squamata; Lacertidae
Product: parvalbumin, thymic CPV3
Exons: 5
Coding region: 22-360 (112 amino acids)
Cellular component (GO): cytoplasm; nucleus
Molecular function (GO): calcium ion binding
Source: RefSeq, a predicted model, not a curated record
AGUCUCCUGCCCUUCUCACCAAUGAUUAAUAUGAGCAUCAGCGACAUCAUCAGCCCUUCUGAUAUUGCUGCUGCAAUCAGAGACUGUCAAGCUCCAGAUAGUUUCAACUACAAAAAAUUCUUUCAGAUAAGUGGCAUGUCCAAAAAGAGCAGCAGCCAACUGAAGGAUCUCUUCCGCAUCCUAGACAAUGAUCAAAGCGGCUACAUUGAAGAAGAUGAACUCAAGUUUUUCCUCCAGAGGUUUGAUAGUGGAGCCCGAGUGUUAACAGCUACAGAAACCAAAACCCUUUUGGCAGCGGGAGACCACGAUGGAGAUGGGAAGAUUGGGGCUGAAGAAUUCCAGGAAAUGGUGCUCUCCUAAGGCAUUGAAAAUGACCACACAUGUCAGGAGAACAGAUGCAUCUAUAGGAGACGAUCCUUCAGAAGCUUGUAAACCCAUGAACCCAUUGCUAAUUUUCUUUUUCUCUUGACUGUGUGUCAAUGGUUUAUAGAUUUAAUGAGGUAUUGCUACACUAGUUAAUAAAGGCGAUGUCGUGCUAGUGUAGACCUUGGUCAUUGUCUCAUCAGUCACUGAACGGAAAAUUAUCUAUAUUUUCAUGCUCUUUUGCCCUAGCCUAUCCUUCUGACCUUGAGAUGGGGGGCGUAUGGUAUUGCUGAACUACAACUCCCAUCAGCCCUGACCAUUGAUCCUGCUGGCUGGGACUGGUAGAAAGUGGGGUACAACAACAUCUGGAGGUCAUGGGUUCCCCAUUCCUGUCCCAAACAAUAUCCCAGAAUGUAUAGUGGAUAUAUUAUGGUGAGUGUGAUUUUCGAUAGCCAGGCUCAAAUCUCAAAAUCUAUUUUGAAAAGCUCAUUGUCUUAGCAAAGGAUGUUCCACAAAGUGGGCUUUGUUGGGGACCAAUGCUGUAAAAUUAAAGAGC